AUGUCUACUGUCAAAAAAGAGCUUAAUUUGAGGCAUAUUCUGAUCGGAUCGACAAUUCUUGUGUUUGUAUUAGUUUUGGACACUUCUUUGGGAUUGAAUUUUAUUCCUAAGAUAAACACCAGAUUCUGUUACAACUCUCCCAACCCGUCGACCGUUAAUAGUCAAUGUGUUCUUUGCAAUUACUAUCUGUUUGACCAAACGUUGUUGGGAUGUACAGGAUCUACGGCCCUAAGCAUGAAUAUAACCGCAGCCCAAGCUUUUUGUGUGAUUUCUAAUUGUCUCGGACAAGUGAAACAGUCGCCGGUAUUUCUUGGCCGUAAAAAACGAAGCGAAGAUAUGAAUGAGUAUUUGAAUGCAAACGACGACCGAAAGAGCGACGGAAAUACUAUUAACGGUGAAAACGGGUUGAAAGAAGGAGUCGGCGGCGAAGAGAGGGGCUCUCAAAUGGUUUACAAAUACGAUAAUAACGAGCCGUUUAUUAUUGCAAAAGAAGUCGAGGCUUUUAUCGUUGAUUUACCGGAGAUUAUAGACGACUCAAUCAUUUCGACCCGAAUGAGAGUCUGUGUGCAGUCGUCGGACCCGAAUCGACUACAAAGUCAGUGCGUUUAUUGUAAUAAUCGCUUUUUCCAGGCAACUGUCCGCCACUGCACCACAAAUACAUAUCUUCCGGCGAGUCUAACAGUAGAGGAAGCCUUCUGUUUGGUUAGGAUAUGCCGACGACAAUUGCCUUCUAUGAGACCCGAACCAUAUUAUCCUCAAAAUAUCCAACAAUUGCAACCGCCUAUCGAUACGAUCGGUGCGAAUGAUGUCGACUAUACAGAACCGGAAGCCCUUUAUUCUGAUAACGUCUCGAGUGGUGCGACGACCAGCAAAAAAAGACCCCCCGCUUCCUUUUCAGUCGGCAAACCUCAGCGACCGAUCGUCCGUCCCUUUCUAUUUGGAAAACGAAGCAUUGAUGACACUUAUGGUUAUAACGGAUCCCAAGAGAAUGCCCCCUUACCCUCCCAAACGCCCCCCACAUAUAAUAAGGAGCUUUGCAUUGUGUGUAUGGUAUGUCUGGAGGAGAUUCUGAGAUCAGUGACCACUGAAGGGGAGCCAUAA
Medioppia subpectinata is the source of this 1101-nucleotide messenger RNA. NCBI's taxonomy places the organism in Eukaryota, Metazoa, Arthropoda, Arachnida, Sarcoptiformes, Oppiidae. The record is from the annotation of a GenBank genome assembly.